Salarias fasciatus (jewelled blenny) is the source of this 2008-nucleotide messenger RNA. It is a transcript of the gene gas1b, whose product is annotated as growth arrest-specific 1b. Gene Ontology annotation, biological process: regulation of cell cycle. The transcript has a single exon. Bases 424 to 1203 code for a protein of 259 amino acids. NCBI's taxonomy places the organism in Eukaryota, Metazoa, Chordata, Actinopteri, Blenniiformes, Blenniidae. The record is from RefSeq and is a predicted model, not a curated record.
UCCUACACGGACACACACACGCACAGCCCGCAUUACUCGGUCUGCAUUUUGGAGUAGAUGAGGGUCCUCUUGGGGGGGAAGAAAGGCUCCAGAAACAAGAAUAUUUCACUGCAUGUGGGACAAACAAGUAUUUUAGUGUUUGCCUCUUUUUUUCGAGUUUUGCAAAACUUUCGGACUCAACUUUGGCUCCUGAUCCGCACGCGCACAAACCUCCGAAGAGGAGGAGGGACUGACUGCCAGGAGCCGGGAACUGUGCGUGGACUCUGAAAGUUCUCAGAUCCCAUCAUGACUUGCUUGUUAUGGCCUUCCUUGAUGAGCAAAUGUUUUCUCCGUGGCGCCUGAGCGAUUUCAAGUCAUCAAAUGAACUCACGGCGGAGGAACGCGACGGGAUUACCCGCGCGCUAAGAAUCCCUCUCGGAGGAAAUGGCAAGUCGUGCCACACUGAUGGAGCGAGCGCUGGCUCUGGUUUGUAGUGUCCUGGUCCUCAUCGUCGGCCUCUGCGUCGGAUCUCCGAGCCACGGCCACCGGCUGGUCUGCUGGAAAGCGAUCCUCAAGUGUCACGGAGAGCCGGAGUGCCAUUACGCGUACGACCAGUACCUCUACGCGUGCGCGUCUGUCAUCAGCGGGGAGCGCAAGAAGUGCCCGAGUCACUGCAUAUCCUCCCUGAUCCAGCUCAACCUCACCCAGAGCGGCCCGGCUCUGGAGGACUGCGACUGCGCCCUGGACCCGGUGUGCAGGAGCGCCAAGCAGGCCAUCGAGCCGUGCCUGCCGCGCACGAGCACCAUGGGCUGCACCGAGGCCCGGCUGCAGUGCGAGAUGGACCCGGCGUGCAGGUCGGCCAUGAGGGAUUAUCUGUUCCACUGCAGGAAGCUUUUCGGGGGGCAGAGGUGCUCGGAGGGAUGCCGCAGGGUCAUCGCCAACAUGCGCUCCAUCCCCAAGGCGCAGCAGCUGGACACGUGCGUGUGCGACGGCGCGGAGAGGAACAUAUGCGAGUAUAUAAAAGUCAGCAUGAAAACAUUCUGCUCCGAUUCCGGUGACAGGUUCGCCGGCAGCGGGUUCUCGGACUCUGAGGAGGAUUCAGAGGACGACUACAUAGACCAGGAGGAUUACCAGUACGCGGAGAGCUCCGGCGGCUUCUCACUCUGUCAGACUGUGCUAUUAAAUCUCCUGCCCACCAUUUUGGUCGUGAACACAUUUACAUGAAAAGCUUCCAGCUUUAUUGACAACUAGAAAGUCAGUUCUAAUGGCUCAACGAUCACACGGUGCCUCUAAAUCCAACCAAACUCUGCAUGUCUACACAGAUUCCUGCCAGGACCAAGAGGACAUUCUGAUCAUUUCUUUAAAAAGCAUGCAAAAGCAGGUAUUGAUCAGAUUGAAUAUUACACAUCUGAUCACACUGAAGGAGCCCAUUUUUUUUGUGUUUUCUCUACAAAGAUGUAAAUUGUACAGCAUAUUGUUGAAAUAUAUUUUUGUUAAAAUAUUUGUAAAUGACUGAAUAUAGAUUUGCACUGUAUGGAAAAGGUGAGUCAAGCUCUUGUACUGCAUAGAAGACAAAAUAUAUUUUGAUUAAAAGUGCCUAAAGGUGAAAGUUGCAUCAUUUGUUUCUGUCAAAACUUUCCCAAUAAGUACCAAAACUGUGGGCCACUAGAAAGCCCCCCCCAGUAUUCAGCUUACAAGAAGCUCUAAAGACAGACGUUUAAGCUUACAAAAAAGGAUGUUUGCUUAAGAUAUAAAGUAUUAAUUCCUGAAAAGUGAAAGGCAGCUCCUCCUCCUGGAGACCUGCAGCACCAGCAGAGUCCAUUCAGCUGGCUUGUUUAUCUACACCCCAUGUGUUUGUUAGAGGUCUCCACAAAGACACACUGACUGUGUUUGUUUUGGAGUGAGUGGAGGUCUUUAGCACCCAUGACCAACACAGACACGUGAAUGUACAAGCACAUUAAAUAAAUACGAAUUUGAAAAAGUGAUUACUCUCUGGACUGUGUGUGUAUAACAGAGAAAAUCUGGCUUC